UAAUGACAGUAAAAUAUUAGGUGCCUACUUGAUGACGUAGGUAAGUCAAAACACAAUAUAGGUAAUAUAAUAUUAUACAAAUUAAAAUACGAUAAGAGUCAUAUGACAAAACAUGAGUGAUAUUUUACUGCUAUCGGAUCGACUGCGUGAUCUGUACAAUGUCAUAACUACAUUAUCAAUUUAUCUUGACACGCGCAUCUUCUGUAAAUACGAAAUCCGAUAGUGCGCUAAACGAUAUGUGUUAUAAUUGCACGGUUUACGUUUACGUGCGAUGCCCGUGUAGGUACCUUAGGUAGCUAUAUAAAACCCAGGACGCGCCCAAAUAUAGAGGUAUACAGGUAAACACACUCGUCCUAGUUGCAUCGCGAGGAAAAAAAAUGACGAGGAUUUCAGUCGCUCUGGUACUGACAAUAAUUGCUUCGAACACGGUCCGCUGUACGCCCACCACAUGGGACGCUGUCACGGCUACGUCCAGGCCCAAGUCGUCGGUUUCGACUUUGCCCUCCUCGAGUACGCACGCGGCCCUGAGCGAAGAAUUGUUGGACGCGUUAAAAAAAUUCCACUCAUCGUCAUCGUCGCCGGGCAAGGAUUCGCCAACACCCGCGGCGACGGGGACGGCCACACCGCCGAUUCCGCCACCUACGGCUUCCAAUCGGAUUUCGAUUAUGCAUUUCCCCGCAGCGUCCAGUUCUAUGAGCGCCGAUCAAUCGUCUCGACCGUCGACCACUGAUCCUGGUCCACUGAUCCCGGGUCAGCUUCACCAGCUACCGUUCGACCUGCAGAUGUCUGACCGCGGUCACAAUCAAAUUCCCGAACCUCCAUUGUCGCAAGCGCCCCUGCAGUCACGAGUACCGCUUCCGGUUCCCGUUCCACCGACGAUCGCAGACGCGCAAUCUUCGCCCGCCCACGUGACACCGCCGUCGGACCGUUCCACCGACCCAGCUUCGCUAAAAAUAGAACCAAUCGGUCUGUCGCCCAACUCUAACCAAGAGCUGAUAAAACUGCUGACCGAUUUGCGGAUGUCUCCCGCAUCGCUGCAAGAAUCGGCUGCAGCCUCAGGUCAAAAUCAAAUCCUCGCCCCCGGUCAGACUACUCAUCAUUCUUCCACGAAUAAUCUUCAACUCCUUUCUCCCGGUUCACCGAACUCGGCGCAGCCGUCCAAAGUCUCGCGGCCGAUUCUCGCCCCGAAUCAGACACCGUUAGACUAUUUAUUAAGUUCGUCAUCCCCAAUGUAUCAAAUAAAUUCAAUAAAUCGUCGACCACCACCACCGACCGACAGACCACGUCCAAACUUGGAGUUUGUAAAAUAUUUGCUGACUUUACCUCGGUAUCAACAAGCUUUAAACGAAUUGAUUGCAGCUCAAUCUUCGACUCAAACGUAGAUUUUUAAUUCAAACUAAAAUAUACGAUUACUUCUAAACAUAAAUUAUUAUACAUAAUUAUAUAUCUAUAUUAUUUAAUCAUCGUAAAAUUGUCAUAUUCAUUUAUUUAAUAGUUAAUAGCCCUGCAGCUCUCUACAGGUUAUCUUUUAACUUAUGCAAUCUGUUUAGCUAUUUUAUAAUAUUAUGCAUACCUUAUUAUGUCAUUAACUUAUGUAAAUAUUACGUUAUAUUACGUUUUGUUUAAAAUAUAUACAAGAUAUAAUACGACAAUUAAUAUAAUUGACAAUAAUACCUAGCUUUUAUACACAAUAAUAAUUAUUUACUUAAAUAGUUAAUUAGUGCAUUAUAACCUAGGUACCUAUAAUAAUAAAUUGUUUACUUAUGUAAACGGUAGGUACAUUUAAAAUAAUAUAUGGGUACCUUAUUGAAAACGUACGUUCUAGUCGUUUUAACAUAAGCAAGCCCGGAUUAAGAUAAUUUUGGGCCCGGGGCCAAACAAUUUUAGGGGCCCAUAACCAUAUAAUCAAAAUUUUGGUGACCCAAAAAUAAAAAUAUUUCAGACCAAAAAAAAAAUUAUAUUUGUAAAUUUAUUUCUUACUUUUUAUAAAUACAGAAAUAAAAAUAUUAUUUGUAUAAAUAAUUUUUUCUUGAUUUUUGGGAAGCAAACUCUUUAAUUAUAUCCUGGGUAUUAAUUACCUCCAAAAUAUCACUCUCUGUACACAAAACCAUAAAACUAUUUAAAUUUUUUAAAACUGUUUGUUCUAUACUUGUUUUUUAUACGAGCUAAUUUGGAAAAUGCUCUUUCAGCCGAACACUUUGCAAUAGGUAUGGUAUAGCUUAUAUGAAACGUUAAUGUAUUAUAAUAAUAAUAAAUAUAUAAGUUUAUAUCAUUACAAAUCUUUGUAUUUUAUCUUAUAUAAACCAGGUAUAUUAUAUACCAGUGUACAUGUUUCUUUUGAUUUACAUAAGUAAUAUACUAAUUAUAGUAUAAUAGUAAUUAUACUAUACCCAAAUAUAUCUGAUUUAAUAAAAAAAGUACUGUUCGACAGGAGCUUACUAUUGUUUAAUUUCCGUUGAGGGCCCGGGGCCAUGGCUCCCUCUUGACCUUCCUCAAUCCGAGCUUGAGCAUAAGCAACAAUAAGUAAAUAUUUCUUAAAACGACUUAUCUAACAAUAUUAUUUAGCUUC
Messenger RNA from Aphis gossypii (cotton aphid), 2569 nucleotides. Its product is annotated as mucin-4-like. NCBI's taxonomy places the organism in Eukaryota, Metazoa, Arthropoda, Insecta, Hemiptera, Aphididae. The record is from RefSeq and is a predicted model, not a curated record. The transcript has 2 exons. The coding region runs from base 378 to 1382 and encodes 334 amino acids.